Molecule: messenger RNA, 2084 nt
Organism: Archocentrus centrarchus (flier cichlid)
Lineage: Eukaryota; Metazoa; Chordata; Actinopteri; Cichliformes; Cichlidae
Product: transmembrane protein 138-like
Exons: 6
Coding region: 1147-1458 (103 amino acids)
Cellular component (GO): cilium
Source: RefSeq, a predicted model, not a curated record
AGAGGGAUCAAACCUGCUACUAGGACAGACCCAAGCUGUCAAUCUGCUGCACGCUGUGUUGACGGUGGCCACACGCAUCAUUGGGAGAGUUACAUGCUACUGCAGCCUCUGAAAUCCACCUUCAUUUGCAGUUUAUAUUCCUAAUGCAGUUUUUUGCCAAGGAGCAAGUAGGACUGCUAACCCAGAAACUCAGUGGGACAGCCUUCAAGAAGUAGCCUCCUAGUUGAUGGUUCAGUAUUUAGAAAAAGUCCUAAUCUUCCUCACACCUGCCAAGGCCGUGCCAAGCUAUAAAUACGGGGAUCAUAAGAGGAUCAACCUGGUGUCAGUGUGAAGGAUCCUGGUGCAUAGUGAUCUUGGCACACAAUAUACCAGAGGAGCCAAGGCAAAGGUAUAAAGUACCUUCUUAACAAAUACUCCAGAGAGGCGGCAACACUAGGGAAAUUUGUUGUUUAUCUCCCACAAGCUAGUGAAGAUGUUUUUUUGUUUUUUUUAUGUGAUGGAUAAGAUGUGCUGAGAAGGAAUCGGGAUCUGUUUUUCUGUCAUCAGAAAACGAGGCUGUUUGGAGAGAGAAGCUGCUUUUCUACUUAACGGAUCUCUGCCGCAUUCUCUGCAGUGCUGAUGUCUCACCAGUUUUGAUACAGAGGCUCGAGCCCUCGCUGUUGCAGCCACAACAUAUACAGUACUGUGCUGCCACACCUGCUGAUGCUGGAGCUAUAAAAAUCAGCACUUCUGACAUGUUGACAUCCUGGCAGCUCACCCCUAAACUGGACACUGUUUCCUCUUUCAAAAGGACAUCAGUUUUUUCCAAGUGACCAGGACUGAUUUGAACAACAGCUUUCAUGCCUCAUGUGGCAUCAGUCAUGCUUUAAUUGCAUUUGGUAAAUCAAGAGUGGAGACAUUUAAGGGUGCAGUGCAGCCUUGGAUCCGAGGUGGAACCACAGUCCGCCCGGGCGCCCAGCCUUCGGGCCGGAGACGCUCCAUACCAGCAACUACUCUCUGGUGUUACUGAUUCAGCUCAGCCUGCUCUCCUUUGACCUGUUUGUCAACUCCUUCAGUGAGCUGCUGAGGACCGAACCGGCAGUGCAGCUGGUACUAUUCAUAAUCCAGGACAUUACCAUCCUGUUUAACCUGAUCAUCAUUCUGUUGAUGCUGUUCAACACCUAUGUGUUCCGGGUCGGACUGGUUGCCAUAUUGCUGGCGCGGUUUAGAACCAUGCUAAUGCUCUCUGUUCUUUACUUGACCUUCAGUAUCAUACUCCACUCUUGGCUUAUGAAUCUGCGCUGGUUAAAUACCAACAGAUUUAUUUGGACCGAAGGGCUUCAGGUGCUGUUUGUGUUCCAAAGAGCUGCUUCUGUGUUGUACUACUACUUCUACAAGAGGACCUCAGAGUACCUGGGUGACCCUCGCCUCUAUGAGGAUUCACCGUGGCUGCGAGAUAUCUUUGCACGGGUCAGAUAAUGAGCUCUCUGCAACUGUUCACACAUUAGUGCCUAAUGUAAAAAUGGCACUAAAAAAUACCCAUGUACAACAUGUUACAAUGAAAACCCAUACAAAACAAAACACUGGCCACUGUAAUCCACUUCAUUUUAAAGGAAAUUUAUUCAGGCCUAAAAUGUGUCCAUUACAGCACAGCUGUUGUAGACUAUUUGACUGGCUCAAAAGAAUAUUCCACAUUUCCUUUGAAUGCAGAGAGGAUUGUGCCAAAAUUUAGGAAGGCAUUUUAAAAGAAGAACACCAGAAGAUUUCACGAGGGGUUGUUUUCCUGCACAAAUGAUUUAAAAAAAAAAAAAUCAAAUCUGAGAUAGUAAAUGUUUUAUAUCCUGCUGGUACCGGUCACCACAUAGCCUCCUUUCUUUUCUUUGUUGUUAUGUUUAAAAAAAAAAAAAACACUAUACUGCAAUUGUUUUUAUAUACAUUUGAGAUUAUGGUGUUCCUUUAACUCUGUUUGUUAUGUUGAUACUGAACAGGGUUUGACUUUUACUUAUCUUCACUGUCUGCGAAAUCAUCACAUGCAUCUGAACUGGCUGUCUUUAAUUUUCAUACACUACACAUGCUGAGAAUGCAAUAAAAUGUUGUUUAAAAUA